This is a messenger RNA of Coccomyxa subellipsoidea C-169, 1378 nucleotides long. RefSeq lists its product as hypothetical. Gene Ontology annotation, biological process: regulation of transcription by RNA polymerase II. Lineage: Eukaryota; Viridiplantae; Chlorophyta; Trebouxiophyceae; Coccomyxaceae. The coding region runs from base 56 to 1378 and encodes 440 amino acids. Gene Ontology annotation, molecular function: DNA binding, bending. The record is from RefSeq and is a predicted model, not a curated record. The transcript is spliced from 8 exons.
CAAAAGCAUUUCUGGCUAUACAUUGCAGAGGCAGUUUGCAGUAAAGGCAGAAAUUAUGGCUGCCAGGAAACCUUGCUCCACUGGGAAUUUCUUCGGCAAGAGUUUCCCCAGGGCCAUCGGCAAGUUGGGCGAUGAAAACAAACUUGUCAAGACCGAUGACAGCCCUCAGCUGCCCAAUGCUCCGCUCUUGCUCUGGGCAGGAAAGGCAGAUUGGAAUGCUGGAGGUGCAGCGCCCAAGCGGAUGGGAAAGCAACCAAAAGCGCCACUUUCUCCACAGGAUGCAUAUGCGUUGUAUCUGCAGUCCUUGGUGUCGCUGCCAUCUGCUGGUAAGGAUUUUGCAGAGACAGCCGAGGUAUCAGAAGAUGACCUGACAGUGCUCAAGCAUGAUGCAGCCUUGGAGGGCCGAAAGUCCUGGGGUGAGCUGUCGGACAAGGAGCGCAAGAUCUUUGAGGACAUUGCCAAAGAGGACACCAAGCGCUUCCAGGAGGAGGCGGUCCACUACGAGCUGCGCAACCCGGGCUGGUUUGCCGCAUGGCUGCAGCGCCAGAGCGUGGCCCCCGACGGCAGCCGCGCGGCAGCUGCCGGGGGCGCUGCCGGCCGGCCCCGGCCGCCGCUGACGGCGUGGAUGGCGUUUGUUGAAGCCACGCUCGCCCGGCUCCAGGAAACGCACCCGGAGGCUGCCGCAGGCAUCAAGCGCGUUGAGCUCAUGCGGUUGGCCAUGAAGGAGGCCGCGCCCGUCUACAAGAGCCUCACGGCCGAGGAGAAAGCCCAAUACAUCAAGAUAGCCGAAGAGGACAAGGAGCGCUAUGAGAAGGAGCUGGCGGCUCUGCCAGCCGAGAAGAAGGCCAAGCUCAGCCGCAAGAGCUCCAAGAAAGCCAAAAAGACCCGCGGCGCCGCAGCGCGUGCAAAGAAGGCUGUGCAGGAGAAUGCAGAAGAGCAGCAGGCAGAAGAGCGGCAGGAAGAAGAAGUGGACACCACCGGCAUGACAGCGCUGCAGGCGUGGGCCGCCAAACAGCGCGUCGCGCGCCGCGCGGCCACUCGCAAGAGCGCCGCGCCAACCCGUCGGCCCAGAAAGGCUGCGCAGAGAAAGGCGGCUGCAGAGGAGGGAACGUUGGAGGAGGACGCCCCGGCCGCUGAGGUGGAGGCUGAGCUGGCAACAUUGCCUGAUGAGGCGUACAUCCGCACAUGCGCCACCGGCGACAGCGACGUCAGCAGCGAUGACGAGGACGAUGACGACGACGUUGACAUCAGCGAUGAUGACGACACUGACUCAGCGCACGGGGAGCCCUCAGUCAUCGCUGACACACAGGCCGACGAGCCCAUGACACAGGCACGCAAUCCCAACCAUGCACAACCAUCCAAGCCGAUCAAAUCGUAG